Cotesia congregata is the source of this 1716-nucleotide messenger RNA. The record is from the annotation of a GenBank genome assembly. Lineage: Eukaryota; Metazoa; Arthropoda; Insecta; Hymenoptera; Braconidae.
AUGACUCUAAGAAUGCUCUUGUACCCCAGCCAAGAUCCCUCGCUCAUCGGCAACUCCACUAUCAUAGCAGCCUGUGAAACCUGGAUCACUAAACCCUACUCACCUACAUUCCUUGUCAAUUACAAUAUAUACUGGUCGAAUGCCAUCAGGAAUCACUCAGUCGGAAGAGCCAGUGGAGGUCUAAUUACAGCAAUCAACGCAAACUACAGAUCAUUUCUUGUGGAAGACUCACCCUGGUGGAUCUUCAAUAAAGUAAUAAUUGGAUCUACAGUGCUGAUCCUGGGUUCACUUUAUCUUAGAAAAUGUCUUGAUCUACGUUUCCUACUCGACAUGUUGCAGGAAGUACUAGAUGGCAUUAAAUCUACUCACACUGACGACACUUUUAUCAUUGGUGGCGAUUUGAAUGCCAGAGUUGGCUCUCUAAGCCCUUGGCCUGAAGAACUAUUUUCAGGGCUCCCAUUAAACUCGUCAGUAACCACGACAGAUGAAUUAAUAUGUGACAGAGGACGCUUACUCAUGGAUUUUAUGCUUGAAAACGAUUUUGUGCUUCUAAAUGGUAGAACAGCUGGUGAUUCUCCAGCUCAGCCAACCUACGAUAACCUGGGUACUUCAAUUAUCAACUUAGUUUGGACUGACAUCUCAUCGCUUCACCUAAUAGUUGAUUUAGAAGUAGUGCUGGAACCUUCCCUUUCAGACCAUAGACCCGUCCGGUUGACUAUCCAGACUGAGGACUUUGAGCACCGGGACGACAGCUUUUCUCAAUCUUCUCCAAGCAAAACAAAGAAAAUCAUCUGGUCUGAAGAGUCCAAACAGUCUUAUCAAAACAACUUGCUAAGUUUUCAAAAUCUCCCAAACAUCACGGCGGAUUCAACUGACACAAUCUACAACUGGCUCAUUGGCACUAUACACUCUGCUGCUGAGAAGGCAGGAUUCAUAAAAACCUCAUGUUCUACGGAUCGUCAAAAAGCCCCACGCAACCCUUGGUUUGACAAAACCUGCAAAGAGGCUAAAAAAAACUUCCGUAAAGCUCUCCGUAAUUGCAAAAAAGAGCAAUUUAGUAUCAACGCGCGCCAGGAAGUUGCAAAUUCCAAGAGUAUUUACAAAAAUCUUUGUCAGGAAAAAAAGAAAGCUCAUAUGCAGAUCAUUAAAAAUGCUUUUGCCAAUGCGUCUGAGCCUACCAACUUCUGGGCUGCGGUGAAAAAAUUCAGCUUUAGGAGAGGAGCACAAUGUGAAAUACCAGCGAACAAGUGGAAUGCCUUCUACGCCACAAUUUACAAACCACGAAUGAUCAUGAACAGGGACAUAAGUGCUUCAAGAUCCUCCAGCUCGCUUGAAUUUCCUCUCUCAAGGCCGGAUCAGUACUCGCCAGCCAAAUACCUGCUACUAAAGCUGCCGCUUUCAACGAAAUGCAUCCUCGUGCAAUUGAGACUUGCCAAUAAAUACAACUGCUACUUAACUUUGAAAAAGCACUCAAUUAAAUUUUCGCCAAAUAAUCAGUGUCCACUGGGUAAUAUGCAAGAAGAAGACAACCUACGACAUUUCCUGUGUACUUGUCCCAUGUUCUCUGCCAUAAGACAAUCUCUCAUCCAAGAGCCACUUCAAAAGUCGGGAUCGAUCAACAAGCUACUAACAUCAUCAACUCCCAAAGAACUGUAUGCGAUUGUUAACAACGUGGAGACAACAAUGAAGCUAAGAGCCUGGGCUCUAAAUCUGUGA